UUCAAGUUUGUGGAAAUUCUUAUCUCAGAGGCUUCUCUCAAGCGUUGACGCGAAAUGUACAUGCGCAUAAAACCUCGAAUAAAUCGGACAGUUCGCGCGCUACUUUUCAAUUGACUAAUAUCGAUUCUCGACGACAAGUGUGGCCGUAUGCAACUUCGCGACGGAGCAAUAGGUGUAUCUCGGAUUACACAGCCGCAGUCGCAAUUGCAUUAACACGGUCUCGAGCCAAUGCCACCGGCAGUCUACGCGUUGGCACUCGCCACAAAACAGUGCGCCACAAAUCUCUCGCGAGAACGUGUAACUCUUCCGAAAUCUAAUUAACUCGAAGAUUGAAAUUUCCGGCAGUGAGUCGCGAAAUACGAACACUCGCGGCUCACAUGUAAAAAUAUUUCUAUAAAUUAAAUAAUUAAAUAUUUUGUGUCAAAUGAUGAUGUUGUGUCAUAAGAGUGCAAGGUUUAUAAAAUUUGUGGUUAUACGAAAGUGUUUGCAAACAAAAAUAUUUGUUUCCGAGAAUAAAACAAAAAAUUACUCUAAUUAGAAAUAUUGCAAUUUUAACGGGUAACGUCAAAAAGAAUCGAUGCAAAUUCGAUUGUCAUCAAUCGCAAAAAUCACGAACGGUCUUUCUCGUUUGUUGUCACAUAGGCAAAGUAAAGAAUCGAAUGUAAACAUUUUUGAAGAGAAUUUUUCAAAACACAAAUGAGGAUUCAUUGAUUAGAUAAACAUACGUAACUCUCUCUUUUUCUCUCUGCCAUUUUUUCAUGCCAAAACAUAAAAAUUAUACAUACUUGUUCAUGUAGCUACAAUAAAUGAUAAAUCCGACGACAUCUAUUUAGACGAGCGCGGAUUUUUACGAUAACGGACUCGAAUUGAAGACGCGAAUAAUUUAAUUCUCAAAUAAAGUUUCGCGAAUAAACGUUCGAAAGGAUUUGAGGAAAGGAUAGAAGUGUCGAAAGAGGAGGCAAGGUUAAAGCCCAUAAGAGGGCGAGGAAACAGGGAGGAGCACCGACGCCGAAACGCAAAUGUUCAACAUCGCUCCGCUACAGAGUUUUUGUCUUAUAAACUAUUUUCGAUUUGGUGAUAAAAAAUGGAUUUAUAAAUGCGUUAUGCGCAUCUAAAACUGAAUAUCGGGGACAGUGUUAUAUAUUUGGUGAAAACAAUGAAAAUUCGAUGAGGCCCCGAGUGUCAUCGUACAAAGACGAAAACAGAAAUAGCAACGCUUGUGCGCGAAUCGACUUGCGCGAUCGGGAGCGCAACAGUCAGAGUUCGUUAGUGAUCGAAGUAGGACGCGACGCAAGUGGUACAUGUGAAAAAAUAUUGAAUAUUCGUAGAUAAUGGUAAAAUUACAGUGACUUUAAGUAAUUAAAUGUAAUUUCACGUGUUCAAUGAAAAAGAAAGAACGCGUAGAAACAUUUGUUUGAGAAAGAAUAUAAUGAUUUGAAUACGUUUGAAGUUGUUCGGUCGUUUUGAAAUUUUUCACGACAAUCAUCAUGGAGGUCGAAGUUGUACCGUUUGUUGAUAAAAAUGAAAGCAAAACGAAUAUGCUGCCACGACGGGGUAGCAGAGUGCAAAUUGUUCAGAAGAAAGGAACAUCGCUCUUCAUCAUCAUGAGCUUCAUCUACGCGAACUUGCUCAUAGUCGUGUGCAUCGCUUACGUGAUAAGCGAAGUGGUGACGCACAAGUUGCCGCUUUAUUACUACGAGGGAUUCUUCACUUACCUGUACGGCAUGAGUAUCCUGUUCCUGUUGUACGUUUUCUGCUUCCUUCUUCAAGAAAGCGCCUGCUGUGCGAGAGGAAGCGACACGCCGCCACCGCCACCGCGACCACCCAAGGCCGGCUGGACCGCUAAGGAAUCCAAAGACAAGAACAAGAAAAAGGAUAAGAAGGAUAAAGAUCAAAAGCAACAGAAGAACAAAAAAGAAACUCAGGACGCAGCCGAUGUUGAAGCUGGCGUUGCCACGCGAGCUUUGCGAAAACGGAAAACUUCGCAAAACGAUCACAGUCACGGAAGCUUUUUCCUCCGAAUUGGCGCGAUAGCCUUUGGAUUGGGUACCAUGGUAUACAAUGGUCUGGAAUUCGGCGCGUUCUUCGAAAUACCAUUUACAUCGCCCUGCUAUCAGAUAUUACAAGGCGUCAAUCCGGUGUUGCAAAUGAUCUUCACUUUCAUGCAAAUGUACUUCAUCUUUAUGAAUUCUCGACUGAAUAUCCAUCGCUUCAAAGUCAUCGCUCGCUUCGGACUGAUGCACGUGGUUGCGACGAAUCUUUGUGUAUGGAUACGCACGCUGGUACUCGAGAGCCUCAAAGAGAUCACUCAGUAUCACAAAAAACUAGGCCAGGUUGAAGCAGGAAUUCUUGAGAGCAUCAAGCAGCACUCGAUGCGAAAUGCCGGAGCCAUAUUGGGUACCGAGCCGCGCGACAUGGCACAAUUACGAGAAGCUCCUCUUACGGCGUCUACGAGGUCGACGACCGUCUUGCCGACCGUCACCACUAGCACGACCAUAACCGCUCUGGGCCGCGUGAUGAGAACAACGGCGAGAUCGAUCGCGGACUUGGUCACUACGCCGAGUUCCGCCACCACGACCACUUGGACGACCCCAACGACUACGACGACAGAGCCGACCACCACCGCUUCGGUGUUGCCUAAUCUGACGACCACUACGGCGACGACUUUAUCCACUCUCUUGACCACAUUCACACCAUCGACCAUCAGCACUACUACCACCACCACCACUACCGAAAGGAUCACCACUAUCCCGUCUACGACCAUCAGCACGACAUCUACCACGCCGUCCACCACCACUCUUUGGUCGCAGUUUAUGGAGCUGGUGAAUGUACCGCAAUCUGAUAUGGAUAACCAAGUUUCGCAGAUCUUCGAUGUCAGCAACAUCACGAACAGCAGUGAAUAUUGGAGUUCAAGCUUGGAUACCUUUGGCAUUCACCCAGAAGCCUUAACGGGGGACGGCACGAUAACCAAUUCGUGCGGACGCGUCAACAUCAUGGGUACCAUUGUCCAGGAUGCUGCGCCGUACUUGUUCCCUUUCAUAAUCGAAUAUAGUCUGAUCGGUGCGGCGGUGAUUUACGUCAUGUGGAAACAUAUUGGUCGUCAUCCGCGUUGGCCUCAUCAAGCGGAAGCGGAUCUCGAACGUCGCUUGGAAGCAAUGCUCUCACGAAGAGCCGUUGCUCUUGCUCAUGCAGGUCACGCCAGAGUCGAUUGCGUGGGAGCAAGCAAGGGUCUCUUCUUCGGUCUGCUUCUUCUGGUCGGCUCCCUGAUAUGUCUGAUCCUUUUCUUCGUGCUGAUUCAUCAUCCGGAACUCGGUCUGCUCGCGAUUUAUCUCGCCGAUGUCUCUCACUGCGUUCUUAUGGCGUUAUCCAUCGUCGCCAUAAUCGUCGGCUUCAUUCGCGUGCAGAGUCUCAAGUUCAAGGCCGAGGAACAAAGCGACCUCAAUGACAUCCUCCUGCGCGUCUCCGCCUUCGGUCUCUUCGUUUACGCCGUCUUUAGCGUGAUCGCCGGUUCUCUGGCAGCUUUCACGCACGAACCGAAUCUGUUGGUGAUGGUAACAGGAUUGCUCUCGGUUGCCCAGGUGGUUCUUCAGAUGCUCUUCAUCGCAGACGUGUCGCGCAGGCGAGUUCAUUUGCCGGAACACGAUCGCAGCAAACCCGGCAGACAGGUUGUCACUUUCCUGCUGAUCUGCAACGUGACUAUGUGGGUGAUCUACACCUUCGAGACCCAGAAGGUUAUCGCCAAUCCGGUGCAGCUCGAUUUCUACGGAUUCCUAGCCUGGGCCAUUGUGCAGAGGGUCACCCUGCCGCUGUGCAUUUUCCACAGGUUCCACAGCGCCGUGACGCUCGCCGAGAUCUGGAAGACCAGUUACAAGGCGCGUCUGGAGUAGACGAGCGAGGAGCCUCGUUGUGGUCAAUCGUCCGGUACGGUCGUCGGUUGGAACAGAAAAGCGAGCAGGUCAGGAUGCUCGACGACCUCGAUCACGUACAUCGAUUUCGGGUCUCGAAGAUGGACAGAGGCGGAAGAGAGGGCCGAAGAGAUUAGUUGAGGAAAGGUCGGCGGACGGAAAGACUAAAAAGCUUACGGAGAUCAACCAGAAUAAUCAAACACACACAGCGUGUGUAAUAUAUACGUCUGUUGCACGAAGAGACCUUCAGAUAAAUAUCCAAGUCGUUGAUAUAAUUGUUGAAAAAUACCAAGAAUCCCAGUUGGAAGUUGGAGAUUUAUCUCGUUGAAGAACCCUUUAUCGAACAUCUGAAGAGACAACUUCAGUGAUACGGUCAAGGUCGAUCUGACAUCCUCGAAGAGGAGCUUUCGUGUAAAGUGGAGCCAAGUCAUCAAAUCGCAAAACUAUUUCUCUGUCUCCGGUUGUUUUUUUUUGUUUUUUUUUCUAUAUACAUAUACACUUGCAUUUCUUCAGUUUCUCUUUUUUUUUAUGCUGUCUUAGCAUAAAAUCAGUAGAGACGGCGAGAAGAGGAUCGUAACAUCUGAAUGAAUGAUAGGCAAAUCAUCCUCGUCGAUCGGGACAAGCUUUCGCUUGCCCAUAUUGGUGCAAAAUAAAGCACAAAAAAAUAUUAGCGCUUCACGAAGUACGACGCAUUUUUCCCUCACCAUGUUUCUCACCUUACACGAUCUCUAUAUACUGCCACCAAAUUUUCUACUUUUAUAUGUAUAUCUUUAUAUGUACUGUAUGUGUACCUUCGCCCCAUUGUGCGUCAAGAGCACGAGAUAGAUAAAAAAAUUCGGUUCACUCGCGAGAAUUUAGAUUUAGCUCGAUAUUUGUCCGGCAUUUCACUCUUGUUUCAUUCAGUACGAAUAUAUCGGAUCACGCUGUGAUAUACUUUUUGUGAACAAAAAAAAAAAGAAAAACUUUUAAGUCGGCGUUGGCGACAAAUUUCCCUCUAUAUUUGUAUGUCAACGGUAUUUAAACUAAAUAUAUUUCAUAUUUUUAUAAGUCAUCGAUAUAUUUAGCAAACGAGAUUAGCUUCUAAGUUGAAUCGUGUUUAGUUCAAACGCUCGCUCUUUGAUAUCUUACGAGACGUUGAUUAAAUUCGGAACUAAAUGUCGAGAUUAACGGAUUUGUUUCCGCACUUUAUGAAAAUUAAAAUUUUCACAAUCUCGAGACAAGUGGAAAAAAUAUUCUUCACUGAUCGAGUCUGAUGAUCGUCGCGGAUCAGCCGAGUUCGGGAGAAAGCUCGAUAACAAAAACAGGGUAAAUUCGCAGCUCUGAUAAACCAAAAAUCGAUCGAGCUUUAGAUUCCUCGAUUUAAAAAUUCUCGAGCCACUUCACUCGUGCGAAACCGUGAGUGCUUUCUCGCGAUUAUAUUACGAGCACGAAAAUUAACGAGAGAUUUGCCUCUUCAAAAGAGGCAUCAUCCCGACACAUUUCUGUCGUUAUAAUUCUCGUUACGUGUUACAAAGUACAAAAUUAUUUCUCACAGGUUUUUCGAAUCUCUUUAUCGACACUUUUGGAGUUUUGCGCUCUUUGAGAACGCGCCUUAUAUAUAUCUUGGUCCAUGUAUUUUUAUCGCGAGCACAGAGAGAAGCGCACAUACGUACAACAACAAACGGUCGACAACAGCAUUGAAAGUCAAUGAAAAAAACGAGACCGGGCUUUUUUUCAAAGCCAACAUCACACAAACGAUUGUAGAACAUAGAGAGUAUCUUAUUAGCGAAUGUAUAUGGCAUAUAUAAUCGAGUUCUCGCGAACAUACGUGCGAAGCGUAAGUAACUAACGCGCUACGAUGCGGAUUAUGUGACUGAGAACUAAAGGCGCGGAGCGGGCGGAUAGAGCAGCGGGAAUAAUAAAGCGACUUUGCGUCGAAAAGACUUAUUUUCAGCGGAAAAAGCGACUCGUAUGUCGGCUUGUCCUUUAACAGCAGCAAAACGUUAUUGUGGCGUGCGAUACGACGCUCGAAAAGCGUCGAAGCUUUCCGUUGCAAAAUGGCUUAAUUCUUUGAGGGGCGAUGGUGCAGCUUAUGUACAAUUCUUCACAAUUGAAUAUGUAUAAGUCUAAUAAUAUCGCUAGGUGCCACUUUAAUGCGUUUCUGUGUUGGUGCGAUGUGGUUUUUUCAAUUCACAAACUAUACAGUGCCUAAGUUUUUCUUCUGAUAUUUCCUUUCUCUUUUGGCGGCCCUCUCCGAGUGAAAAAAAAAAAAGAAACAUUUCGCUGUCUUUUUCGGCCCCUGAAAGAGUUAAGAGGGAGAGGUUAUAAAUAUACAUGGGGAUAGAGAAAAGAGAAACGAAAUCUACCGAAAGCGAAAAGCUCGCGUAUCUUUCACACGAAGGAAACUAGAAUACAAUUAUUAUCAUCAUUAUUGAU
Molecule: messenger RNA, 6320 nt
Organism: Pseudomyrmex gracilis
Lineage: Eukaryota; Metazoa; Arthropoda; Insecta; Hymenoptera; Formicidae
Gene: OtopLa
Exons: 10
Coding region: 1488-3887 (799 amino acids)
Biological process (GO): proton transmembrane transport
Cellular component (GO): membrane
Molecular function (GO): proton channel activity
Source: RefSeq, a predicted model, not a curated record